UUCAGUCCCACUCUCCCAACAGCUUGUUCUCUCUUCUCUUUCAGUAGUCUACAGCUAGGGAAAGCUUUCUACUUCAUAAUCCAUCACUGUCUUCGUCUAGCAUCAAAAUUAACAUGGCUAUUGUCUACGGAUUCCCCACGGUGGCUUCCACAGUAGCAGCAGCGUUUGCAAUUAUCGCUAUCAUUCUUGGAGCGCUGUCCUGGUCUCGUACAGCUUCACUUUACCUUCCCCUUCCUGAUUGGGUUCCAGCCAUCGCCACCCUCUUGCCUCCUCUUACAGCACUGGCGCUGUAUCUUGCCAAUCAACUAGCCCAACCUGCAGCAGCAGACAACCGCCAGUCAUCUAGCCCUUGGCGAAGACUCUUCCCCGUCAUCAACCACCUCCAAUCCAUCAUAACCACAGUCAUCGCCACCGUGGCCCUCGCCUAUCUAUACCCAGAGAGCGUCACAACCUGCCGACUGGAGCAGGAAUGGCAGUCAUACUUCCGCGCGAAAGAUGCUCAACCGAUCCGUGCUAUUCAGGACGAAUUCCGCUGCUGCGGAUUUCGGAGUAUCCAUGACCGAGCAUGGCCGUUCAAGGACAAGACCACCGGGGAUGAUGCUUGUGAGGUACAAUUCAAUUACGGGACAAGCUGUCUGGUCCCGUGGAGACAGCAGCAGCAGAGUGCUUCAUGGAUGGUUUUUGCAGCUGCUAUCUUGACCCUACUCAUGAAGGUCUGUGUUGCAUUAUAUCAGGCCCUGCGUCAGCGACCGAGCUGGAUGACAAUGCAAUUUGGCAGACAGGCACGCAGUCAGCAGCGGAUCACGCACGCUGCGCUGGAGGACGAAGACGCCAAUGAUGACGCGGAGGAGGGGCAGCGGGGAGCGUUCCUGCCUCGUGCGGGUCCAAGGUUUGACAAUGAGUGGAAUGAUCGGUAGAUCGCUUUUCUGAGGGCUGACUGGUCCGUGGUUGCAAUCAAUCACAGGGUUGUUUGCAGCUUGGUAGCUGAGAUUCCUGCCAUUCACGCACUAAUGCAACUAAGAUGAACCGGUACUGGUACGAGCAGUGACAAAACCAACGAGAAGAAUCUAGUGUAUUACAUUCGCAGUCGUCUUUUUCAAACUCAAAACAGGUUACGACUAGUUGUAGAGACACAUAUAUUACAUUAUU
Aspergillus neoniger CBS 115656 is the source of this 1149-nucleotide messenger RNA. RefSeq names its product tetraspanin Tsp3. The transcript is spliced from 4 exons. Lineage: Eukaryota; Fungi; Ascomycota; Eurotiomycetes; Eurotiales; Aspergillaceae. The record is from RefSeq and is a predicted model, not a curated record. Bases 114 to 917 code for a protein of 267 amino acids.